UUCCCCUCUUCCCUCCCCCUCCCCCCGAACUUUCCCUCUCGCAUGCUUUUCCCCUGCACCACGGAUCGCCUCUCGGAUGCCGCUAGCCCUGAUGCUGCGUUAGGAACAGGCGGCGGCGGUGGCGGCGGCGGCGGCGGUGGCGGCGGCGGCAGCUCGGGAGUGCUAUGACCGGCAAACUCGCCGAGAAGGUGCCGGUGACCAUGAGCAGUUUGCUAAACCAAUUGCCUGACAAUCUGUACCCCGAGGAGAUCCCCAGCGCGCUCAACCUCUUCUCCGGCAGCAGCGACUCGGUAGCCCAUUACAAUCAGAUGGCUACAGAGAAUGUGAUGGACAUCGGUCUCCCCAACGAGAAGCCCAACCCGGAACUCUCUUAUUCCGGCUCUUUCCAGCCAGCCCCCGGCAACAAGACCGUGACCUACUUGGGAAAGUUCGCUUUCGACUCUCCUUCCAACUGGUGCCAGGACAACAUCAUUAGCCUCAUGAGCGCCGGCAUCUUGGGGGUGCCCCCGGCCUCGGGGGCGCUCAGUACGCAGACGUCCACGGCCAGCAUGGUGCAGCCUCCGCAGGGCGACGUGGAGGCCAUGUAUCCGGCGCUGCCCCCCUAUUCCAACUGCGGCGAUCUCUACUCGGAGCCCGUGUCUUUCCACGACCCCCAGGGGAACCCUGGGCUAGCCUAUUCCCCCCAGGAUUACCAAUCGGCCAAACCGACCUUGGACAGCAAUCUCUUCCCCAUGAUUCCCGACUACAACCUGUACCACCACCCCAACGACAUGGGCUCCAUUCCGGAACACAAGCCCUUCCAGGGCAUGGACCCCAUCCGGGUCAACCCACCCCCCAUCACCCCCCUGGAGACCAUCAAGGCCUUCAAAGACAAGCAGAUCCACCCGGGCUUCGGCAGCCUGCCCCAGCCUCCGCUCACUCUCAAACCCAUCCGGCCCCGCAAGUACCCCAACCGGCCUAGCAAGACCCCGCUCCACGAACGGCCCCAUGCGUGCCCCGCCGAGGGCUGUGACCGCCGCUUCAGCCGCUCCGACGAGCUGACCCGGCACCUGCGCAUCCACACGGGCCACAAACCCUUCCAGUGUCGGAUUUGCAUGCGGAGCUUCAGCCGCAGCGACCACCUCACCACCCACAUCCGCACGCACACCGGCGAGAAGCCCUUCGCCUGCGAGUUCUGCGGGCGCAAGUUUGCGCGCAGCGACGAGCGCAAGCGCCACGCCAAGAUCCACCUUAAGCAGAAGGAAAAGAAGUCGGAGAAAGGGGGGGCGCCCUCUGCCUCCUCGGCGCCCACCGUGUCCUUGGCCCCCGUGGUCACCACCUGCGCCUGAGGCUCGGGCACCAGGUCCCUUCUUUUCCCUUCCAGUGCCUCCUGGCUGGUCGCCUGAAAGCAGCGGGGAAAGCCAGUCACCGAGGCGCAGGGGCCGCGCCCUGGUCUCGCCCUGGACGUGCGGCCCCUCUGCCUCCUUUUCGACGCCCAUUUCUACCCUUUCACACCGGCCGGCGGUUGGGGGCUAGGGCUGGAGGCACUUUCUCCUUGCGGUCCCCCCCCCGCCCCCCUUAGCCAAGGCGUGGGGGCGGAAAGGUGGCGUCUAGCCCGCUUUGUUCAGUUAGGAUCGCCUUGAUCCAGGGGCCUCUGGGCCGCGCCAAGGACCUGCGGGGGACUGAAGGCGAGGCCUACCCAACCCUCGCCUGACCCAAGCACCUCACUGUUUUCCCCUCCAGUGUCUCCCUGUGUGCCCCCCUCGAACACCCGAGAGGGGGAGGGGGUAAGGAGCGCACCAAAGCGCCGAGCUUGCUGCCGGCCCGCACGCACGCGCGCUUGCGUGCAGGGAUGUUGCGCGAGUGUGCGCGUGCUCGCGUGUGUGUGUGUGUGUGUGUGUGUGUGUGUAUACGGGCACGCAUGGGUGAGACUCUUGAGCUGAACUGGGCUGUGUCUACCCCCAAACUCUUCUUCACAUAGGGUCCCCAAGCCGUUGGGAGAUGUCCUAGGCUGGGGAUCCGCAUGUGGCCAGAGGAGAUGGUCUUCCAUCUGCUCCUUAAUAAUGUUUCUUACAGAAAUGCCUCGGACGCAGCUGCUGCUGCUGCUGCGCUGCCGCCGCCACCUCGGGUUUGGCCCCUCAGAGCCCCCCUCCUUUUCCGAGAGCUUCCCUCUUAGGCCUCAGGGCAGUUUGAUCUUUGGGGGAGAGAGAGCCACCAUCUCCUGAGCCUGCCUUUUUUUUUUUUUUUUUUUUUUUUUUUUGGGAAAAAAAGAAAAUCAUUUGCUCAACCCCACUUUUCAAAAUCUGUGUUCUUGAGCUUGCCCCCUGCCUUUCCCUCCCAUCUUCUCUUUCUCCCUCUCAGGUUCUCACUUGAUCGCUCUCAAAAUCUUUACCCAGAAAGGCAGGCCUCAAUCAACCACUCAACUGUUUGUCUCUGUCACGUGCCCAUUUCUCAUUUCCUCCAUUCCUGGGAAUGCUGGCUCUAUUCAUUUGCCCUCUGUGAUCGCCAACACAACAGAUAGAAGUGAAAUGUAUGUAUAUGAUGCCGGUAUGUGUGUGUAGAUGUAUGUGUGUGUUUCUUUAUACACAUAUGUUUACAUAACACACUGUUCCUAGCAAAAUCAAAUCUAUGGCAUUUGGUUUAUCCAGCGCAGUGCACUGGAAUAAGGAGAAUUUGUAGGCAUAUACUGCUUUAAAUGAUUUAUUUUUAUGAAAAUGUUAACUGAUGAGAUUAUAUCUACCUGUGUAUGUGUGUGAAUAUAUGGACACACGUGUAUAUAUGCAUACACAUUCUGUUCAAAUGUUCCUCAAAAACAGAUGGGGAUAUUUGCAUUAAUCUGUGUUGCUUUCAUGGCCCCCCCAUCACACCUCCUCCCCACCCUACCUCACCUCUUCUCAGGAGCCCCUCUCCCCCAACUGUCCUGCCCAGCCCUUCCUCACACAGGGUGGCCCCUUUGAAGUGGAGACUUAGAGAAGGGUGCUCUCCAGCGUGGUCUUCACUGAAUGUACUGUUCCCUGUUUGCGUCCCUUCUCCUGUGGCCAGUGAGCUGCCCAGAGAGAAGCGACAAAAGGUCUGGAGUUUACAGAAUGUCUGUUUUUAAAGUCACUUUAUGCGUUUCCCACUUUUUUUUUUUCUAAUUAAAAAGCACCGUCUUUUGAUGGUGGAUAAAUAAUACUAAAAGGACUCUAGUGAAAGGAGAGGAAAAACUCGAAGAGCAGGGGGAUUGUGAAUUUCCAGGUACUCGGGCUUUUUGUAGAAGGAGAAGUUUGCCAGGAGGGCCCAUAUUUUUUCAGCUUGAAGGGUAAAAUCUUUCUUUGCAGAGACAGUAUUUUGCUGAAUACUUUUUAUAAUGUGAUGAUUAUUUAAAAAACACACACAAAAAAUUUGGUCAGUUCAAAGCUGGAAGGAGGAAUCAAAUAUCCUUUAAUAUUUUUUUCCUUCCUCCUUCUGGAAUAUGCAUGUCGCUGCAUGAUAACUCUGACUUUUCCUUUGUUUUAAUAAAACUGUUCUCAGACAUUUAAGCUAAACUAAGAGAAAAAUAACUUUGUUGCCAAAAGGUUGUGCUAUCCCGAUUUUUUUUAUAUGUCUGCAUGUUUAAAAAAAACAGCAAAAGAAAAUGCACUCUAACUUAUGUGAACUGAGAGAAAAAAAAUCAGGUUUUAAACAGAAAAACCUAUGGGGAAUGAUAUUUUUGGAAAGACUUUUGUAUACAGUUGAGUACUUAGAAAAAGACAAACCAGAUGUAAUAUAUUUUGUGGAUGUUUUUAUUUCUUGGAUUUAUAGUACCUUAUACUAAGGUUAAAAAAAAAUGCUUGAUAUUGUGAAAAGGUGAGAUUCUUCACCAACAUUUCAUUUACUCCUUGUCACGUUGUUAUGCCAAUAUAAUAUAGGUAAUGAAAACAGCAUUUUUAAAAACAAAUAUUGAAACGGUGUAAUGUUGUACCAUUUGCCCUGUGAGCAAAUGCCAAAACAGUGGAUAUAUUGUGUUUGCUGACAAUCAGCCGGGCUUUACAUCUCAUCUUAUUUCUUGUUUUCACAGUAUAAAGUUUUGGUUUGGCCUGGGU
This is a messenger RNA of Meriones unguiculatus (Mongolian gerbil), 4043 nucleotides long. It is a transcript of the gene Egr3, whose product is annotated as early growth response 3. Bases 165 to 1328 code for a protein of 387 amino acids. The transcript is spliced from 2 exons. The record is from RefSeq and is a predicted model, not a curated record. Gene Ontology annotation, biological process: regulation of transcription by RNA polymerase II. Lineage: Eukaryota; Metazoa; Chordata; Mammalia; Rodentia; Muridae. Gene Ontology annotation, molecular function: RNA polymerase II cis-regulatory region sequence-specific DNA binding; DNA-binding transcription factor activity, RNA polymerase II-specific.